Adineta ricciae is the source of this 1437-nucleotide messenger RNA. The record is from the annotation of a GenBank genome assembly. Lineage: Eukaryota; Metazoa; Rotifera; Eurotatoria; Adinetida; Adinetidae.
AUGAAGUCAACAUAUGAGUAUGUCAAUGAAACAUCGAUUAGCUCAGAGUUGAUCUGCAGUAUUUGUCAGAAUCCAUUUCUUGAUCCACAACAAACUCCCUGUGAUCAUACAUUCUGUUGUCAAUGUAUCACCCAUUGGCUUCAAACAGGAAACACCUGUCCCCUUUGUCAACAAGCAUUAUCUAUGAAUAGUUUAACGCCAGCUGCACGUACCGUUCGCAAUAUCCUCAAUCAACUCAAAGUCAACUGUUCACAUUGUGGACAGAGUAAUUUAGAACGUGGUGAAUUCGAUCAACAUAUAACUACACAUCAUCUUGAAAGAAAUCAACAAGGAAGUAAUCGAAGCACAGCAAAUCAUCCUCCAUCAACAGGUCGACAAAACAAUGACUUAUCGAGUUCUUUAUUCGUUAUUCUUGUAGUCUUUAUAUUCUUUAUCAUUAUGAUGUUUCGAUCUUCCAAAGGUUCGUCGCCCUCAAAGAACGACAAAACAGGAAAUGCAUUGGAUAAUGCUGCAAUUGCAAUGCCCAUUUCAUGUACAACUAUUCAGCAAUGUUCUUCACGAAAUAAUCCAUUUGAGAGUUCAUAUCUUCUCUCAUCUGAAAAUCAAAUCUAUUUGAAUUAUUUCUAUAAUGACUCUGCUUCUCGUCUUGCAAGUUGGAAACUCAUCUAUAGAGGAUCAACACAUGGUUUAAAUGCAUCAGCAUUUCACAAACAGUGUGACAAUGAAGGAGAAACAUAUACAGUUGUGUCAACGACGAAUGGUUAUCUAUUUGGUGGAUAUGUCGAUGUCAAUUGGACAACAUCAUUAAAUCACGUACCAGCUUACAGUUCGAGUACAAAAGCAUUUCUUUUCUCAUUGUUAAAUGUGAUGAAAAUUCCUGCGAAAAAGUUUUCAAUUGAUAAACGAUAUCGAAACUAUGCCGUUGUUAAUGAUGUUUCAUCUGGACCCAUCUUUGGUGAUAUGAAUCAACCAGAUGUUGGGAUUUAUGAGAUCAAUGGACAUUUUCGAUGUCAAAUUCAUUUUCCAUCUGUGUACAUGGGUGGUGUUGGAGUAUCUUCUUUUCCACCUUCAAACGAUUGUAUCAUAAACGAAAUGGAAGUGUUCAUUCCGGUGUGGAAACCAUCCUUUGUGUAUAUCAUACGGAACGUUAUCAUUUCGUUGGCAAUAACGUUUAGCGGAUGGUUUGCAUUUACCGCUAUGUUAGGCAAUUACAGAAGGAAUAACGUACAAGAAGGACGAGUUUGUGGUUUUGUAUGUCUAUUCUUAGCGUGGGUCAAUUAUUUAUACGGAUGUUUUGUUCUACUCGAAGCAUUUAUGUUAAUCCUGACUAUAAUAGAUUGGAAAUAUCCGGAAAGAUAUGAUCUCAGGUCAAUUCGUAGUGAAAAACGUUUUGUUAGCGUAUGUAUUGUUGUAUUAAUUGCCGGUAUCAUAAUUUAA